AUGUCUGUGUUGAAGAUUGGACAUAUGACCUGUGAGGAAGGAGCUCCUAAGUUUUGGUCAUUAGCUGUUGGCCAUCAUUACACCUCUCUCGGAACUCAGCCCAUCCUGUGUGGUAGCAUCCCAGGCCUCGUCCCUAAGCAGCUUCGGUUUUGUCGUAAUUAUGUGGAAAUCAUGCCAAGUGUGGCAGAAGGGGUCAAAAUCGGUAUCCAGGAAUGUCAACAUCAGUUCCGUGGGAGGAGGUGGAACUGCACUACCAUCAAUGACAACUUAGCAAUAUUUGGGCCUGUACUAGAUAAAGCAACACGAGAAUCAGCAUUUGUUCAUGCAAUUGCAUCUGCUGGUGUGGCUUUUGCUGUGACGAGAGCCUGUGCUGAAGGAUCUGCUACUAUCUGUGGUUGUGACACGCGACACAAAGGCCCUCCUGGAGAAGGCUGGAAAUGGGGAGGCUGCAGUGAAGAUGUGGAAUUUGGUAGUAUGGUAUCUCGGGAGUUUGCAGAUGCCCGAGAAAAUAGGCCAGAUGCUCGCUCUGCCAUGAACAGACAUAACAACGAGGCUGGGCGCACAUCAAUCAUGGAUCACAUGCAUCUCAAAUGCAAAUGCCAUGGCCUCUCUGGAAGUUGUGAGGUGAAGACAUGCUGGUGGGCCCAGCCAGAUUUUAGGGUCAUUGGGGACUACCUGAAAGAUAAAUAUGAUAGUGCAUCAGAGAUGAUAGUGGAAAAACACAGAGAAUCCCGAGGCUGGGUAGAGACUCUUCGACCAAAGUACACCUUCUUUAAGCCUCCAACAGAAAGAGAUUUGGUUUACUAUGAAACUUCUCCAAAUUUUUGUGAGCCAAACCCAGAAACUGGUUCAUUUGGAACCAGAGACAGGAUCUGCAAUGUGACCUCCCAUGGCAUAGAUGGAUGUGACCUUCUUUGCUGUGGCCGAGGACACAACACAAGGACUGAAAAGCGGAAAGAGAAAUGCCAUUGCAUCUUCCACUGGUGUUGUUACGUGAGUUGCCAGGAAUGCAUACGAGUAUAUGAUGUGCACACAUGCAAGUAGUCAGCACAGCCUUCAGUAUGGAUCACUGAGCAUGUAUCUUAAAUUGUUCUGUGGUGCCUAUAUAAAAAUACAGAAAGGAUAUAGAAAUGUUCAAAAUACACCUUCAAAAAAAGAAUCACUGGUUGACCAGACUAAGUCAGCUUCUGAGAGUUUUCCAGAAGCAACUUGAAAUACAACUGUUACUAAAAAAUGCCUAGUGGCACCAAUUUUAGGAGACUUGGCCUGGUAGUCUUCAGCUUAUAACAGCAAUUUUGUUGAAUACAAGAACAUUCCAGGGGAUCAGUGUUGUUCGUAUUCUGGAUUGUUCACCACACUCUGAAGAAGGUGUAUACUACUGAAUACUGUAUAGUGACACAACUUCUUACAAGAAGACUUACUGACAGUGAAGUGGGAGCAAGUCCAGGAAAGUACUGCCCUGAAACUAUUAAGAUAUAGGACACCAAAUUCCAACCAGACAGUUUAAGUACUGAUUAUUGUUAUACAGUAAGGGUUUUAUCUGAAUUAUAAUGUGAUUUUGGUUUUACCUUGAAGCAGAAACAAAAUGUAAUAUCUCCCACAAGAGCUAAUUGUUCACUAAUACACAAUGCUGAACAGUGCACAGCCACAAGUCUUACAAGAGGUGCUAGGGCAGUUACCACACAGUAUCGUUGUGACAAGAACUGGAUGUUGAUUUGAAUGUUGACAUUGACCUAAACUCUUGAAGGCAAUGCAGUGAUAAUUCUCUAGAAAGUUUCAGCUUCUAAUUAUUUGCCAGGUGAGGCAGUUCCAGUGAAACCAGAUGCAGUGUAAUAUAAACUCCAUCCUUGACCAUGUAAAGGCACAGCUAUAGUACUUUCAUUUCAGAAUUAGAUGUGAAAUGUGAUUUAAGUCAAAUCAUAAUGAUUUGAAGUUAUUUUAAGGACUAAGUUUAUAUGGGAAAUCUGUAGAAACCCUUAUCCCAUUGGUUUCAAGAGAUAUUCUAUAUGCUGCAAACCCUUGUUACUCUAAGGUGAUGCCUCUGCGUGAAUAUUGUGAUUGUGCAUGUGUAAGUAUAUGCACGUGUGAUUUACACACAGA
Protopterus annectens (West African lungfish) is the source of this 2100-nucleotide messenger RNA. RefSeq names its product Wnt family member 3A (gene WNT3A). The transcript has 4 exons. Bases 1 to 1044 code for a protein of 347 amino acids. The record is from RefSeq and is a predicted model, not a curated record. NCBI's taxonomy places the organism in Eukaryota, Metazoa, Chordata, Ceratodontiformes, Protopteridae. Gene Ontology annotation, biological process: cell fate commitment; canonical Wnt signaling pathway; multicellular organism development. Gene Ontology annotation, cellular component: extracellular region. Gene Ontology annotation, molecular function: frizzled binding; cytokine activity.